CUCGCCUCCAAUACUUUUUGGCGCGCUAUCAGUCAUCAUAUCGAAAGUUUCGAGGUCAAGUUCAAGUUGAACGGUCAACUCAAGGGGUUGCGGCACUCCACGAUGCGCUCGAGUCACCCUGGGUUCUGGAAGGCCGGAAUAUUAUCAUAGAGGCCGCACGUGCCCGAACUUUCACACUGGGAGAAAAUAUCCUAGAAUUUUUUUAGAGAUUCCCAACCCACUAAAUAGUCCCUUACAAAAUUACAAUGAUGAACUUGUUGAUAGCCUACAUGCCGUUUUGCCAGUUUUGCAGGUUAUAAAACCGACCUCAAGUAAUUUUGUCCGGGCCACACUACAGUUUGACGCCCUUCAUACGCCGGUUCCAUUUCGAGACUCAUCGUAGGGUUAGGUUUCCUCACUUUUUGGCUAUUGGGUUGACUGCGUUCCUUGCUUCAUGUGUCUAGUGGUUGGACGAAUCGCCACGAGGCCAGUCCGCCCGCAUUUCCCCAAGUCAUCCUCAAGUCGACACAUCUUUACUCGCCAUGCUUCCCAGUCUUUACUGAACGCUAGCUAUUCCAAAACACUCCUCUUGCCGAAGACUUCGUUUCCGCUCUGGGUGAACUCAGCACAGUCCGAGUCGUUAUUCAAAAAGAAGACCUGCGAAGAGCUGUAUCGAUGGCAGGCUCAGAAUGUGCAUGGGCCACUCUUCGUUCUGCUUGACGGCCCUCCUUAUGCGAACGGUCACCUUCACAUAGGACAUGCUUUAAAUAAGAUUAUGAAAGACAUCAUCAACAGGUACCAAGUCUCAACUGGUCAUAAAAUACAUUACCACCCUGGCUGGGACUGCCAUGGGUUGCCUAUCGAAAAUAAGGCUCUGCAAGAGUUAAAGAAGGAUGCUCUUUCGUUAGCGCCCAAUGUCAUACGCGCAGCAGCCAAAGCAACAGCAGAGCGCGAAAUGAAGACGCAGCAGGAGGAAUUCGAGCAGUUUUGCAUAAUGGCCGAUUGGAGCCCACAAACGACCUUCCGUACACUUGACCAUGACUACGAAAUUCGUCAGCUUCAGGUCUUUCAACGAAUGGUCGACCAAGGUCUUAUUUACCGGCACUACCGACCAGUGCAUUACUCUCCCUCAUCGCAUUCCGCUCUUGCCGAAGCGGAGCUCGUCUAUAACGAUGAUCAUGUCUCUCAUUCAGUCUAUGUGACCUUUUCGUUGGACUCGCAGACUACAAUCGCGAGCACUGCUCUCCGGGAAGUCUUAGCCGAGGAGCCUUCGGCAAGUUUGCUAGUGUGGACCACUACACCUUGGACUCUAACAGCAAACAUGGGCAUUGCCAUUCAUCCCGAAUUGAUUUACAGUUUCGUGCGCUCAUCUGUCAAGGAGGGUGCUCUCGUCGUUGCUAAAGAUCGUCUUGUCGCGCUGGAGCCCAUCAUCGGACCUCACGAAGUUAUUGCUGAAAUCAAGGGCGCAGAUCUGGUGGGCGCACAAUUCCGCUCCGUCUUCUCUCCAAUCCAUCCGUCUGGCUCAAUGAGCGCAAAGAUCAUUGCGGCAUCUCAUGUCACAUCGGAGUCUGGAUCUGGUCUGGUGCACUGCGCCCCUGCACAUGGCGCAGAAGAUUACCUGGCAUUCCGAGCGCUAGGCCUUCUGCAAGGCCCCACGGAUAUCAUCUGUCACGUUGAUGAUGCCGGCAAAUUUUCACCUGGUGUUGCUCAUGUCGUAGGCGAAGAAGCUGCACAAGCACUAGUAGGUCAAGAGGUACUCAAGGGUGGAAACAAGGCUAUCAUCAGACUACUGGAGUCCAUCGGGUCCCUUGUGAGAGUGCAGAAGAUCAAGCAUCGCUAUCCGUAUGAUUGGAAGACUGGUGAACCUAUCAUUGUAACGGCCACCUCGCAAUGGUUUGCCAACCUGGACGGCAUCAAGGAUGAUGCACUCCAUGCGCUGAAGGAUGUACAGUUCUAUCCACCGUCGUCUCGCAAUCGACUGGAGUCAUUCGUUCGCUCGCGUUCCGAAUGGUGCAUUUCUCGCCAGCGAGUGUGGGGUGUCCCGAUUCCGGCUCUAUACCACACCCCGACGGAUACCGCUGUCCUCUCAUCCGAAUCCCUCACUCACAUAUUACGUGUUCUGUCUGAGCGAGGCGUCGCUCAUUGGUGGGAAGGUCCAGUCGAAGACUUCCUUACCCCAGAGCUGCCCGCCAAUUUCGCAGGUGGGCCUGAAGCUUGGCGCAAAGGCACGGACACAAUGGACGUCUGGUUUGAUAGCGGGUCAAAUUGGAGUACGCUGAGCGCCCCUACAGGCGGGCGAAGACAUCGGGCGGACGUAUGUCUUGAAGGCACAGACCAGCAUCGCGGGUGGUUUCAGAGCCAGUUGUUAACCUCAGUGGGUGUUAGCUCCGGACAAAGUGCUGCAAGGCCAGUGAGCCCAUACGGAACGCUGAUCACGCAUGGUAUGGUACUUGAUGAGGCAGGCAAGAAGAUGAGCAAGUCCCUCGGAAACAUUGUCAGCCCGAUGACCAUCAUUCACGGUGGCAAGGAUAAGAAGAAAGAACCUGCGUACGGUGCCGAUGUCCUCCGCUUGUGGGUAGCGACUGUCGAGUACUGGCGAGAUAUGUCUAUUGGACCCACAGUCCUUGCACAGUGUGCGGAAUCUAUGAGGAAGAUCCGUAAUUCUGCUCGGUUUAUUCUUGGAAAUAUUGGUACAACUAUACAACGAAAGCACUUUGUCCCUGUUGAACGCAGCGAACUGGGCUUGGCAGAGCGCUUCGUGAUGAACGAGCUUUACAAACUUGAUCAAACGGCUGCAGAGGGAUAUGCAAACUACAAUUUCCCGAAAGUCAUGAAUUCCUUGACCAACUUUGCAAACAUUACGCUGUCAUCGCUCUACUUUGAUAUUAGGAAGGACUGCCUCUAUGCCAAUGACAUUCAGAGUGUCGAGAGACGGGCGGUUGUAACUACCCUCGCCAAAGUCCUCGACUCUAUGACCUCCGUAAUGGCCCCAGUACUACCUUACCUAGCAGAAGAAAUUCCACAGUACUCUCCACGAAGAGCGCUGAGUGGAUGUGAUCCACAUGCCGAGCAAGAUAUGACGAGUUUGCUAAGGAUGCGCAGCGUCGUGCUAUCUCUUUUGGAAAAGGCUCGAGGGGACAAGCAUCUGAAGAGCUCUCUCGAAGCUGACGUCGAUGUUAUCUUGCCCAUCGAUAUAUCCGUGCGACCGUAUUUGCUACAGUUGAUUGAACGCGAAGAGACGUUCCUGAAGACGCUGUUCAUCGUUUCUGAUGCCAAGAUCACGGACGAAGGCUCUCCCGGCGCUGGUUCAUUCGCGUGGUCCUAUGUUUCUUCAAUGGAUAUACCCGAUUCGGACUUAGAGCUAGCGAUCCGCAUUAGACCUGCAUCUUCGAGCAAGUGUCCACGGUGCUGGACGUAUACUCGUGAAGAGCAGCAUGAUUUAUGUCCCCGCUGUGAGGAUGUUGUUCGACGUUUAGAUUAG
This is a messenger RNA of Suillus fuscotomentosus, 3460 nucleotides long. Its product is annotated as tRNA synthetases class I-domain-containing protein. The record is from RefSeq and is a predicted model, not a curated record. The coding region runs from base 434 to 3460 and encodes 1008 amino acids. Gene Ontology annotation, biological process: isoleucyl-tRNA aminoacylation. Gene Ontology annotation, molecular function: aminoacyl-tRNA deacylase activity; isoleucine-tRNA ligase activity; tRNA binding. The transcript is spliced from 18 exons. NCBI's taxonomy places the organism in Eukaryota, Fungi, Basidiomycota, Agaricomycetes, Boletales, Suillaceae. Gene Ontology annotation, cellular component: cytosol.